Molecule: messenger RNA, 681 nt
Organism: Suillus clintonianus
Lineage: Eukaryota; Fungi; Basidiomycota; Agaricomycetes; Boletales; Suillaceae
Exons: 4
Coding region: 286-681 (131 amino acids)
Source: RefSeq, a predicted model, not a curated record
AGUGUGCUAACGACGUAUCUCGUGCAACCCAUAAAUGAAGACUUGGAGACAUCCUUCAUUGGUUGCGUUAACGAUACACGUCUGAUUCAAAAUCAUCGCGCUAUCAGCUUUACUUUGGCUCCUUGAAUCAACUGAUCACUGGCCUACGGUUUCCGUUUGUAUUGCGAACGCCUGUGCCAUGUGGACGAUUGUGGGAUGUGUGCCGCUGGAUGCAGAAAGUCUUGCAACUCAUAUUUACCAGCCCAUCAGCCAUGCACCUACACUCGCAUGCCUUGAGACUGAAACAUGUCCCAUGCUCCUCACCCUCUCCUACUCAGCCUCAAGAAGCGCGAAGGCAUGCAGGCCAAGGUCGUGUAUCACGAGGACCUGACGGCUUUUGCGAGGGCGAAUAGUAGAUUUGUGUGGUUUGUCGAGAACAUUUUUGCAGAUUUCGUUAUUUCUGACAAACGCACGCAAGACUUGCCGCACACGUUAUCCUCCCAACGGAGGUAUAAAUUCGUGCGUGAUCGAGCUACCUCAUGGACAUACAGAUGCGGCGAUCAAGGACCUCAUUGGUGCGUGCAGUUCAUCCGGCACUUUGACACACUCAUCCCGACGUCAUUCGUAUCUGGAUCAUUCACGUCACCGUCUCCUGCAAUCCUAGGCAAGCUCGCUGAUUUGUUUGCUCUAAAGCGGUAUUGA